AUGUCCUCUAUUUUGAUGUUGUAUCAACACAUCGGUACACCAUAUGAAAAUUUUUGUAGAGAACUCGUGCGGUUUUGCUUCCAUCAAAGAAGGAUCAUUAUGGCCGAUCAACAGAACUACGACCAAGAUAAAUUGUCGCAAGACCUUCAGAACACAUCCCUUGGUGGCCAGGGAGGAGCAGAUAGACGCCAAAAUGCCCAGAAUUCUUUCAAUGCUGGCGCAUCAUCAUUCGUACCUCAAGGCUACCAACAAUACCAACCUCAAGGGUACCAAGGAUAUCAGGCUCAAGGCGGAUACCAAGCACAAGGAUACCAGGGGUACCAGGGAUACCAAGGUUAUCAGGGAUACAAUAGUGCCCAAGGACAGGGAUACUAUAAUCAGGCUAACAGUGGCUACAACCAGUACGACCAGUAUGCCAGUUAUUCAGCUCAGCAGCCUGCUCAACCACAAGGAAUGUCUUUGGCUGAUUUUCAAAAACAAAGCCAAGCUUCUCAAGCUUCCUUGAACAAGCCAAAGCGUACAUUAAAGUUGGCUUCAUCGUCCGGAAUCAAGUUGGCCAACGCCAAGAAAGCACCUGAAAAGAAGGAUGAACUCGUGAAAGAGGAAAAGGAAGAGCCCAAGAAAGAAGAAUCUAAGAAGGAGGAACCCAAGAAAGACGAAACCGCAUCUGCUCCAGCUGUAGCUGCUGCCGUAGCUGCUGCACCAGUUGCAGCUGCUGCUUCAAAGUCUAAAGAGUCUACGCCUGUUCCAGAAAGCAAACCAGCUACCAAGGUCAAAGAGGCCAAAGUAGCCAGAGAGGCUGCUGCCGCUGCCGCUGCCAGUGCUGACGCUCUUGCUAAACAGCAGGAACUGCAUAUCGAUGCCGAUGUCGUUAAAGACUUAUUCGGUGGAAAAGAGCAUCUUUCAAUUAUCUUUAUGGGACAUGUGGACGCAGGUAAAUCCACCAUGGGAGGUAACAUUCUUUACUUGACUGGCUCUGUUGACAAGAGAACUGUGGAAAAGUAUGAGAGAGAAGCCAAGGACGCUGGUAGACAAGGUUGGUACUUGUCGUGGGUUAUGGACACCAACAAAGAAGAAAGAAACGAUGGUAAGACGAUCGAAGUGGGAAAAGCAUAUUUUGAGACCGAAAAGAGAAGAUAUACCAUCUUGGAUGCUCCCGGCCAUAAGCUGUACGUUUCCGAAAUGAUUGGUGGUGCUUCUCAAGCUGACGUUGGUAUUUUGGUUAUUUCUGCCAGAAAGGGUGAGUACGAAACCGGAUUCGAAAAGGGUGGUCAAACUAGAGAGCAUGCUCUCUUAGCAAAGACUCAAGGUGUGAACAAGAUUGUUGUUGUCGUUAAUAAGAUGGACGAUCCUACCGUCGGCUGGUCUGAAGACCGUUAUAAAGACUGUACUACCAAAUUGGGUGCUUUCUUGAAGGGAAUAGGCUACAGCAAGGAAGACAUUGUUUUCAUGCCAGUUUCUGGAUACACGGGAGCAGGCUUGAAAGAUCGUGUCAACCUGAAGGAUUGUCCAUGGUAUACUGGACCAUCGUUGUUGGAAUACUUGGACAACAUGAAGACGGCUGAUCGUCGUAUAAACGGCCCAUUCAUGCUUCCUAUUUCAGGUAAGAUGAAAGAUUUGGGAACUGUGGUUGAAGGUAAGAUUGAAUCUGGUCAUAUCAAGAAAAAUGAAAGCUUGUUAUUGAUGCCUAACAAGACAUCGGUAGAAGUGGUUACGAUCUAUAAUGAAACCGAACUGGAAUGUGACGCUGCUUACUGUGGUGAACAAGUGAGACUCAGAAUCAAGGGUGUUGAAGAAGAAGAUUUGGCACAAGGAUAUGUGUUGACUUCCCCAAAUAACCCCGUCAAGACAGUUACCAAAUUCGAAGCACAAAUUGCCAUUGUGGAGUUAAAAUCGAUUCUCUCCAACGGUUUUUCAUGUGUGAUGCACUUGCAUACAGCCAUUGAGGAGGUUAAGUUUGUCGAAUUGAAACACAAAUUGGAGAAGGGUACUAAUAGAAAGUCGAAAAAGCCACCAGCAUUUGCCAAGAAAGGAAUGAAGAUCAUUGCUGUGUUGGAAACCAACGAGCCUGUAUGUGCGGAGACUUAUGUUGACUACAACCAGUUGGGAAGAUUCACAUUGAGAGACCAAGGUACUACGAUUGCCAUUGGUAAGAUCACCAAGAUCUUGAAUUGA
This is a messenger RNA of Meyerozyma guilliermondii ATCC 6260, 2175 nucleotides long. RefSeq names its product translation termination factor GTPase eRF3 (gene SUP35). The transcript has a single exon. Gene Ontology annotation, cellular component: translation release factor complex. Gene Ontology annotation, biological process: translation; nuclear-transcribed mRNA catabolic process, deadenylation-dependent decay; translational termination. Gene Ontology annotation, molecular function: translation release factor activity; GTPase activity; GTP binding. Bases 1 to 2175 code for a protein of 724 amino acids. The record is from RefSeq and is a predicted model, not a curated record. NCBI's taxonomy places the organism in Eukaryota, Fungi, Ascomycota, Pichiomycetes, Serinales, Debaryomycetaceae.